AAAUAAAUUACAAAUCGUAACGAUAUAUAUGAAUGUAUUGAAUGUAUUAAUAGUGAAGAAGUUGUGGACAUAAUUGAGUGAUAGUUAAGAUGUCAAGUGAAGAGCCAUCGAAAGAGUCGGUCACCACUAAUAGGUGUCAGUUCUUCGUCAAGAAGAGUAAUACGAAUCGUCGUAUUCGUCAAAAAGUCAGUCGACAGUCGUCUUCAAGUGACGCGUCCGACGAAGAGUCGUCUGUUGUGGUGAAGAAUCGUAAAAGAGAUGCAAAUCCUAUGAUUCAGUCAACGCUUUCAUUUAAUAAACUAAAGAAACAAAAGAAUAAUUCAGAAACAAAUGAUAUCAAUGAAGAAUCUGAUAGUGAAGAUAAAGACUCGUUUAGAUUUACUUACCGCUCGAAUAAAAGCGGACAAAGAGAGGGACCCGAAGAUAUGGGCGCCACGUCUAUCAUACAGACGGAAACUGAGAAGGAAAAGGACGCGCAAAGUAUUUAUCAAAAGGCUUUGGAAGUAAAUAAAGAGCUCAAAGGCAAAGAAGAUGACCACAUAUAUCGUGGUAUUAAUAAUUACACCCAAUAUGUGACCAAAAAAGAUACUCCGAUGGGCAACGCAUCCUCAGGACACGUCCGCAGAGGUCCCGUGAGAGCGCCCGAAAAUAUUAGAUCAACAGUACGUUGGGAUUAUCAGCCAAAUAUCUGCAAAGACUAUAAAGAAACGGGAUUUUGUGGUUUUGGUGACAGUUGUAUAUUUCUUCACGACAGAAGUGAUUAUAAGGCCGGCUGGCAGUUGGAGUUAGAGACACAACGUAAAGAUGACAACGAUGCCGAUGAAGAUCCCGAUAAAUAUGUCAUCCAAGAGGAUGACAAUCUCCCCUUUAAAUGUCUUAUUUGUCGCGAAAGUUUUGUAUCACCCGUUGUGACAAAAUGUAAGCAUUAUUUCUGCGAGAAGUGUGCUUUGAAUCACUUCAAGAAGACCGGCCGUUGCUAUGUCUGUCAGCAACAGACUGGAGGUGUCUUUAACAUCGCUAAAGAGCUCAUUAAACGACUUGAACAACACAAUCAUGAACUUCCUGAAGACUCCAUUUCAGAACCAAUCAAUGAAUUUGAAAAUAAAAGUGAAGACGAAUUGCAGGAAUCAGAUUGUGAUGACUCUGAAGAUUAA
Messenger RNA from Oppia nitens, 1154 nucleotides. RefSeq names its product E3 ubiquitin-protein ligase RNF113A-like (gene mdlc). The transcript has a single exon. Lineage: Eukaryota; Metazoa; Arthropoda; Arachnida; Sarcoptiformes; Oppiidae. Gene Ontology annotation, biological process: snoRNA splicing. Gene Ontology annotation, molecular function: metal ion binding. Bases 90 to 1154 code for a protein of 354 amino acids. Gene Ontology annotation, cellular component: U2-type spliceosomal complex. The record is from RefSeq and is a predicted model, not a curated record.